This is a messenger RNA of Epinephelus fuscoguttatus (brown-marbled grouper), 1524 nucleotides long. RefSeq names its product methyltransferase-like protein 27. NCBI's taxonomy places the organism in Eukaryota, Metazoa, Chordata, Actinopteri, Perciformes, Serranidae. The record is from RefSeq and is a predicted model, not a curated record. Bases 388 to 1392 code for a protein of 334 amino acids. The transcript is spliced from 7 exons.
CUGCGUGAUGUGUGUAUCAUUAAUCUCCCUAAACUCAAAUUUGGCACUGUGACUCAGCGCUCACCUGUCAGACAGGAUGUUCCUGAUCAAAUGGAAAGAUUAACAAAAACAGGUUUGAAACAGUUCCUGAUCCAGUCAUGGGAAAGGAGAGAAAAACAAAGGAUGAUGUUAAAUAAAUAUUCCUCCUACUGAGUCAGAGAUGAUAAAUGUUUAGACUGAUCGCAGAACAACUAUUACUGAUCUCUCAGUGGAACCUGAUGUCCUAAAUUGCACUUAUGGUGAAAUGUUAAUCUGCAGUAAUAAAGUCGUCUUGCACACAGAGGAGCAAAAAUCUGAAGCAUUUAUUUAUCACCCAAAACCAAAUAAGCCAAACAACCAAGUCAGGACAUGAUGGGGCCAACCCUGAGGGUUAUAAGAGUAAGAGAGAGAAGAGGACCAGACAUGUUCCUGUGUGCGCACCUUCAGCCAAUCAAAAGUCAGCAGCUCAGUUCUCCUCCUCCAGAUCUAACUGUUGAAUCUCUGUCUGAAACUUCACAUUGGUUUUUCACUUGGAUUCAUCUGCAGGAAUUAAAACUACUAAUAAAGCUGCAAGUGACACUCCCAGGUACAAGACAUUUCUCUGCCUACAGACGGAAGCAGCUCAAUUGCAAAAUCACUGUUGUUCAUCACCUCAUCAUGUCGGUCCCUUGCAGAACUCAGACUGAUGCCAGGGUUGCUUUUCAAUCAUGUAAAAGUUCUGAUCCAAAAGAUCGAGUUGAGUUCUACGACAACUGGAUAGAAAACUAUGAAAAGGAUGCCACCCUGUUGAGCUACAGAUCACCACACCUGGCAGUAGACUUCCUGUCUGAAAACUUCUCUGGGAGUCCUGAAGAAGCUCGGGUUCUGGACGUCGCCUGUGGGUCCGGAUGGGUCGCUAAACUGAUGGUUAAACUGGGCUUCAGGCACUUUAUGGGAGUGGACGGCAGUAAAGGCAUGCUGGAACAAGCUGCAAAGACUGGCCUCUAUCAGGACCUCAAACUGGCCCUACUGGGACCAGAACCACUGCCUGCACCGACUGAUACGUUUGAUGUGGUGAUCGUCGCUGGUGGUAUGGGUGUUGGUUUCAUACCGGUCAGUGUUGUCAGGCAGUUCUGCGAUGCUGCCAAACCAGGAGGUUUUGUCUGCAUUUCAAAAGGUGACCACACAGCAACACCAUCAAUUGAAUUCAGGAAGGAACUGGAGAGAGAGCUGCAGCUGAUGGAGGACGAGGGACUGUGGAGUCCAGUAGGAGUCAAAGAGACGGACAAAUACAUGGAAAACCCACAUCUGGAUGCCGAGAGAGUCAAGGACCUGCAGCAGGAGGAGCGAUACAUUAGCGGGAGAGUUUAUCUCUACAAGAAAUCCAUCCAUUAAAAUCAGAAGUUAUGGCAACAUUAAACAGAAAAUAAAGGGGCAUCUUACAGCUGAGUCAAAAUAAAUGUGGGUUAUACAUAAUGCAGAGCAACCCAAUGUAAAGUAAGUCAGAAAUAAACAUUUUUCAACAGA